Exophiala bonariae is the source of this 1689-nucleotide messenger RNA. RefSeq lists its product as uncharacterized. The transcript has 2 exons. Gene Ontology annotation, biological process: L-valine biosynthetic process. NCBI's taxonomy places the organism in Eukaryota, Fungi, Ascomycota, Eurotiomycetes, Chaetothyriales, Herpotrichiellaceae. The record is from RefSeq and is a predicted model, not a curated record. Bases 1 to 1689 code for a protein of 562 amino acids. Gene Ontology annotation, molecular function: flavin adenine dinucleotide binding; thiamine pyrophosphate binding; acetolactate synthase activity. Gene Ontology annotation, cellular component: acetolactate synthase complex.
AUGGAAGCCAUUGUGUGCGGUCAGAAUGAAAUCAAAUCCGGCUUCCCAAGGAUUAUCACCUGCCCCAACGAGAUGGUGGCUCUUUCAAUGGCCGACGGAUAUGCUCGACUUACCGGUAAACCUCAAUGUGUCAUUGUACAUGUCGAUGUUGGCACUCAAGCACUAGCCGCGGCUGUUCACAAUGCAUCCUGUGGUCGUGCGCCCGUCUUGAUUUUUGCCGGAUUAUCGCCCCAUACCAUCGAGGGCGAAUAUCGAGGUUCCCGGACAGAAUUCAUCCAUUGGCUCCAAGAUAUACCCGACCAAAAACAGCUUGUAGCCCAAUAUUGCAGAUACACGUCCGAAAUAAAGGCAGGUCGCAACAUUAAACAAAUUGUGAACCGCGCCUUACAGUUUGCAACCAGUGACCCGCAGGGUCCAGUAUAUCUUUGUGGAGCAAGAGAGACCAUGGAAGAGAUCAUUGAACCUUACAGUCUGGAUCAAUCACUCUGGGAGCCAGUCGUCUCCGGUCCGCUCGCUGGCGAUGCUGUGGAGCUCAUCUCAAUCGCCCUUGUCAACGCAAAAUCUCCUCUUCUCGUUGUCGGGUAUUCGGGGCGCAAGGCCGAGGGUCUCUCGGCAGCAGUCGCUGUAGCUGAUCAAGUACCAGGCCUCAAAGUUCUCGAUAGUGGUGGGUCUGAAGUGUGUUUCCCUGCAGAUCAUCCGGCGUAUCUCGGGUUUGCGUAUGGAGUGCACGAAGAAAUCGAGAAAGCAGAUUUUAUUCUUGUCGUAGAUUGCGAUGUUCCAUGGAUUCCCACCAGAUGCAAGCCGACCCCUGGGGCAAAGAUCAUUCACAUCGAUAUUGACCCGCUCAAACAACAAAUGCCAGUGUUCUACAUUCCUGCAUCAGCUCGUUUCAAAGCCGACUCGGCGCUUGCUUUGAAUCAGAUUUCACACCACAUCAAGUUAAACCUGUCGAGUGAACUAGGGACUGAGGAACAUCGGAAAGCCGGACAAGAGAGGCAACGACUAUACGACACGAGGCAGCAAUAUUUAAAAGAUCUGGCAAAGCCUCUUUCACCGCCAGUGAGUUCUGUGAUUCAACCACAUUUAUUGGCCGCCAAAGUCAAGGCGGCUGUGCCUUCAGACACAAUAUUUGCUAUUGAAGCCGUGACUUUGACAGGAGCCUUCGCUGACCAGAUCGCACCUGUGUCGCCCAAAUCGUGGAUCAACUGCGGCGGUGGCGGUCUAGGUUGGUCGGGCGGCGGUGCUCUCGGCAUCAAGCUAGCAACAGACUUCGAACAACGGACUCCUGGGAAUCGUCAUGGAACAAAUCAAGGUCGUUUUGUCUGCCAGAUUGUUGGAGACGGAACCUAUAUGUUCUCAGUGCCAUCAUCAGUGUACUGGAUUGCUGGGAGAUAUGAUAUCCCUAUUCUUACCAUAGUUCUCAACAAUAAGGGUUGGAACGCUCCGAGAAAGUCUUUGCUACUUGUGCAUCCGGAUGGCGAAGGUAGUAAGGUGAACAACCUGGACCUCCACAUCAGUUUCGAACCAACGCCAGACUACUCCGGAAUUGCAAAGGCUGCAACCGCGGGGAAAUGCUGGGGAUGUUCUGUGAGUACGAUUGAGGAGCUUUUGGAACAGUUGCCCAAAGCUGUCCAGGUAGUUCAAUCUGGUGUCACUGCCGUACUAGAGGUAAAGCUGGAAACCACAUAG